Molecule: messenger RNA, 2025 nt
Organism: Polyodon spathula (Mississippi paddlefish)
Lineage: Eukaryota; Metazoa; Chordata; Actinopteri; Acipenseriformes; Polyodontidae
Product: forkhead box protein A1-like
Exons: 2
Coding region: 454-1737 (427 amino acids)
Biological process (GO): cell differentiation; regulation of transcription by RNA polymerase II; anatomical structure morphogenesis
Molecular function (GO): RNA polymerase II cis-regulatory region sequence-specific DNA binding; protein domain specific binding; transcription factor binding
Source: RefSeq, a predicted model, not a curated record
UAGCAUAGCCCGGGAUAUGAGAAGCGACAGCCUGCAAUUUACAGGAUCCGAAACUGCGAGCGGUGCAGAUAAAUACAUAAUAAAAACAAGAAAGACACCAACAGUUGUGGAUUUAUAACAAGUUUAUAUACACGGGUUUUUUUCCCCACUCAGGUAAAUAGACAUUUACCUUUUUUUUUUUUUUUCGGGACUGGAGAUUUAACGCACAGAAAUACUUUUGUAUCAUUGGAGAAUUUUCUCAAAUACUUUUCUAAUAUUAUAUUAUCUAUAUCAGUCUGUUUUUAAAAAAAAAUCGAAUCGUUUUGUGAGCAUAAGAAGACAGUCAACACGAUUUAUUUCAUCUUGUUCUCUAUUUCGAGGCUUCCACGGUUCCUUGAGUGUAAAGUUUAGACCAAAAGAAGAACUUUUCAAAUAUAUUUAUUUGUUUUUCAAGCGAGGAAAACUUCAACUGGAAUGUUGAGUUCUGUAAAAAUGGAAUCCCACGAAAUUCCAGAAUGGAAUUCUUUCUACGCAGAACCGGCAGAGAUGUACCCCUCCAUCAGUACAAUGAGUUCAGGGUUGGGCUCCAUGAACAGCUAUAUCAAUUUGAAUUCUGUGGGGUCCUCAGCAGGCAUGAACAUGGCAUACCCAAGCAGUGGGAUCAACACUAACCCUCUGUCUGGCAUGAGCGCCAGCUCCAACCACAUGAGCCUUUCCCCGGUGGUGUCCUCCCUCAAUCCUAGCACCCUGACCCAGCUUGGUGCUCCGACCUCCUCCCUCAACUCCUACCAAAACAUGAGCCAGCCCAUGAGCCAGCUCAGCUACCCCUCAACUGGGCUGAACCGGCCCAAGGAGAUGAGCAAACCUUACCGCCGCACCCUGACUCACGCCAAGCCGCCGUACUCCUACAUCUCCCUGAUCACCAUGGCGAUCCAGCAGUCCAACAGCAAGAUGUUGACCCUCAAUGAGAUCUACCAGUGGAUCAUGGACCUCUUCCCUUACUACAGGGAGAACCAACAGAGGUGGCAAAACUCCAUCCGCCACUCCUUGUCUUUCAACGACUGCUUUGUGAAGGUGGCCAGGUCUCCAGACAAGCCUGGAAAGGGCUCCUAUUGGGCCCUGCACCCCAAUUCGGGGAACAUGUUUGAGAACGGCUGCUACCUCCGGCGCCAGAAGCGCUUCAAGCUUGAGGACAAAGCCAGCAAGAAGAAUUCCUCGCUCAAGACUCAAGAUGCCAAGGGCCGGGACAGCCUUCAUGAGGAACACAGUCCCGACCCGGGCUCAGAAGAGGCAGAGUCAGCCCAUUCUGACAACUCCCACCGUGGUUCUUCUCCCGAGGAGCAGCAACAGAGAAGCUUGAUCCAGCUGGAAUGUCCCCAGCCGCCAGCCCAAGGCUCUCCUUCUCUGUCUGCUUCUGGUUCCAACGCCACCUCGUCCUCCCACCCUCUCCCCCAGCCCAUGGGAGGAAACCAUCUUCUCCCCAGCUCCAUCCCACACCUGGAUCUCCAGAACGAACAUCUCAAGUCAUUGGACCCUCACUACAAUUUCAACCACCCCUUCUCCAUCACCAACCUCAUGUCCUCAGAGCAAAAGAUGGACCUCAAGUCCUAUCAGGAUCAGAUGAUGGCCUAUAACAGCUACUCUUCUUCCUCCCCUAUGAUGGCCAAGCACAGUUACGAGAGCUCCACCUCAUCACCCAUGGACACAGGCUCCUAUUACCAAACCCUGUACAGCAGAUCCGUCCUCAAUACCUCAUAACAACCCUUAGAAAGGAGGCUUGAUGGUUUUUCCUUGGACACAAGAUAGGUAGGGAAACCAAAGGGAUGGGCUGUGCCAACUGCUGUAGGAUGGCUGGACGGGGGUAACGGGUUGCUGCAAAGAGCAUUUUGUUGUCGACUCACAUGUGUGGACUUGUGUGUGUGUGUUGCACCUUUUUGUUUUGUUCUUAGAGGAUUAAAUUUACAAUUGUUAAAUACCCUCCCCCUCCCCCAACCCGAAAUAACAUCAACCACUUUGGCUAACCCCCCCCCCCCCCCCAUCCCCCCC